AUGCGAUCCCGACUUUAUCACUUCUCCAUCACCGUCAAAUGGCUCCCUCCUCCACCUGUUCGAGACUGUCGCUUCUCCUCCAACAUUUGGCAACAACUUGGAUUUGUUGAUCAUGGUUUUUUCAACGAAGCUACUCCGCAUAACUGGAUUAAAAAGCACUCGGCUGGCACUCUUUCUUCAACCUUCCUCGCCGGUCUCUGGUGGACGUGGAGGCACCGCAAUUUAAUGUGCCUAAACAAUGAAUUUUGGUCUCUCCCUCGGAUUAUGUUUAAUCUACAUAGUUCGAUGCUUGCUAUUAAUUCAGCUUUCCAUUCAGCGCCGGUCCAGCUACCAGGAAGAUUGGUUCGUUGGAAUAAUAAUAGCAAUUGUGUUGUAUUGAAUGUAGAUGGCAGCUGCAUGGGUUCCCCAAUUCGAGCUGGUUAUGGAGGUAUAUUACGUAAUUCAGUAGGGUUUUUCCUUCAAGGAUUCUCCGGCUUUAUCGAGGAAACAACUGACAUCUUGUUCGCAGAGCUUACGACAAUUCACCGAGGCCUGCUCGUGGCAAUCGAAGAUGGUAUUGAAGUUCUGGUCUGCUAUACAGAUUCGCUCCAAUCAGUUACGCUGCUCACUAACAGUAUCUCACGCUAUCAUGCUUACGCUGUUCUAAUUCAAGACAUUCAAGACUUACUCUCAUCAACAAACUUCUCCAUCCAUCAUUGUCUUCGAGAAGGGAAUCAAUGUGCUGAUUUCAUGGCAAAGCUUGGUGCAAUUUCGAACAUAGAGUUUGCAAGACAUACAUCUCCUCCUCAUGAACUUCUUCCUUUGAUAAGACUCGACGCCAUGGGAACUGUGUUCCCUCGAGCUUAG
Molecule: messenger RNA, 846 nt
Organism: Medicago truncatula (barrel medic)
Lineage: Eukaryota; Viridiplantae; Streptophyta; Magnoliopsida; Fabales; Fabaceae
Exons: 1
Coding region: 1-846 (281 amino acids)
Molecular function (GO): nucleic acid binding; RNA-DNA hybrid ribonuclease activity
Source: RefSeq, a predicted model, not a curated record